Quercus lobata is the source of this 2807-nucleotide messenger RNA. Its product is annotated as DEAD box RNA helicase family protein. NCBI's taxonomy places the organism in Eukaryota, Viridiplantae, Streptophyta, Magnoliopsida, Fagales, Fagaceae. Gene Ontology annotation, molecular function: RNA helicase activity; nucleic acid binding; ATP binding. Bases 182 to 2395 code for a protein of 737 amino acids. The transcript is spliced from 9 exons. The record is from RefSeq and is a predicted model, not a curated record.
CUUCUCCAAACUUAUUCUACGCUUCUUACCCUUCGGAAGCGUAGAGCAUUACUCUUUCUCUCUCUCUCACAAAGAAGGGAAAAAGGGUUUGUUUAACGUUGUAACCAAAUCACAGAUAUUCUCUCCCUCUCUAUACGACGUCGUCAGGUUUGUGUUGGAUUGUUUUGGUUGUUCCCUUGCAAUGGCUGCCACUGCGACUGCCUCUUCCUCAGGUCCACGUUAUGCUCCAGAGGACCCUACGCUUCCCAGACCGUGGAGAGGCCUUGUUGAUGGUAAAACUGGGUACCUUUACUUUUGGAAUCCAGAGACAAAUGUCACUCAAUAUGAGAGGCCUGCACACUCGGCGGCCCCACCAAAGUCUUCAGUGCCUAGUUCUUCUGUCCAAGUUCAACAAUCUUCUCAAGGACAGCGACGUGGCUAUAGUCCUGAUGAUGAUGAUAAGUAUGCCAGAGGCAGCAAUGGAGGGUCAAAACCUGAGGCUGGAUCAAGGAGCCAGCAGAGUGCAAGAAGUGGAACUUUGCAUUCCAGUAAUGGUCCAAAUGGCACACUCAGUGCCGGACAUGGAGGAUCUUCUACAAGAGGACAUGGAGCUUCAGAUGUAGGAGCUGAUUUGUCACCUGAGGCUUACCGUCGCCGGCAUGAAAUAACUGUUUCUGGUGAUAAUGUUCCUCCACCUUUUAUUUCAUUUGAAGCUUCUGGCUUUCCAGCUGAGCUUCUUAGAGAGGUACACAAUGCUGGGUUCUCUGCGCCAACUCCAAUUCAGGCACAGUCAUGGCCGAUUGCUAUUCAAAGUAGAGACAUAGUGGCCAUUGCCAAAACUGGUUCGGGGAAAACCUUGGGUUACUUGAUUCCAGGAUUUAUUCAUCUGAAGCGCACCCGUAAUGACGCUCAAUUAGGUCCUACUGUGCUGGUAUUGUCACCAACAAGGGAGUUGGCAACACAGAUACAAGAUGAAGCUGUGAAGUUCGGAAGGUCAUCAAGAAUUUCUUGCACGUGUUUGUACGGAGGAGCACCAAAGGGACCCCAGUUAAGGGAAAUAGAGAGAGGAGCAGAUAUAGUGGUUGCCACUCCUGGCCGCUUGAAUGAUAUUCUUGAGAUGAAGAGAAUUAGCCUUCAUCAAGUUUCUUACCUUGUGCUUGAUGAGGCUGAUCGCAUGCUAGACAUGGGUUUUGAACCUCAGAUAAGGAAGAUUGUAAAGGAGGUGCCUGCUCGCCGCCAGACCCUCAUGUACACAGCAACAUGGCCAAAGGAGGUUCGGAAAAUUGCUGCAGAUCUGCUGGUCAAUCCUGUUCAGGUUAACAUUGGCAAUGUGGAUGAGCUUGUCGCAAACAAGUCCAUCACACAGCAUAUUGAAGUGUUGUCAUCCAUGGAGAAACACAGACGACUGGAGCAGAUAUUACGAUCUCAAGAACCAGGAUCAAAGAUAAUUAUCUUUUGUUCAACUAAGAAGAUGUGUGAUCAACUUGCCCGCAACCUUACUCGCCAUUUUGGUGCUGCUGCCAUUCAUGGAGACAAAUCACAGGGUGAGAGGGAUCAUGUGUUGAGUCAGUUCCGAACCGGGAGAUCUCCAGUUCUUGUAGCCACUGACGUUGCAGCUCGAGGGCUGGAUAUCAAAGACAUCAGGGUGGUUAUCAACUAUGAUUUCCCUACUGGAGUGGAGGAUUAUGUUCAUAGGAUUGGAAGGACAGGGAGAGCAGGUGCCACUGGUUUGGCUUACACAUUCUUCGGUGACCAGGAUGCCAAGUAUGCUUCAGAUCUCAUCAAAGUUUUGGAAGGAGCAAAUCAGCGUGUCCCUCCAGAAAUUCGUGAUAUGGCUUCUCGUGGUGGUGGGAUGAUGGGCAGGUCCAGACGAUGGGGUUCUGGUUCUGGUUCUGGUUCUGGUUCUGGUUUUGGAUCUGGUUUUGGUUUUGGUGGUCGUGAUGGGGGUCGGGGUGGACGUAACGAUUCGGGUUAUGGUGGAAGAGGUCGCGGAUAUGAUAAUGAGUCCCGUGAGAGGUUUGACCGUGGAAAUAACUAUGGACAAGAUAGAGGUCGCAGCCGGAGCCCGAAGGGGCCUGCUUGGGGUGACCGCAAUAAAGGUUUGAACCGUGAGCGCAGCCGCAGUCGUGAGCGCAGCCCGCCACGCAGUUUUCACCAAGCAAUGAUGGAAAGGAGUCGGCCAUCCUCACCACCUCAACACCAGCGUGGGCCGCCUUAUAAUAGCGAGAAUGCAAGGGAACGCAAGGAUUCACCACAAGGGUGGGGAAGAUCCUCAGGUAGUGGGAAGGAUGAUAGGGGACUUGCCAAUGGAUCUCAUUCUUCUUAUUUUGGGGAAGAAGAAGAGGAAGGCAUGAUACCUCAGGAUGAUGAUGACAUGUACCGUGCAGCUAAUGAAGAUGCCCAUCGUUCCCCUUGAACAAUAAUAGUUUUGAGGGGUACUUUAAAAUGGUUUGAGCAUGUCUUCUAACGCUGUUGUUUUUGCUUUGGCUUAGUGUUGUAAGUGGAAGUAGGGCUUGUAACUAGGGUGACUGGGGGUGUGGAAGACUUUUGUUGGAUGGUCUUGAGGGUUAAAAAUUAAACCAGACCCCUCUUAAAACUUUUUGACAACCUUUUGUUUCUCUUUCUUGUUUUUGGUAGGAAAGAAAGGGCAAGCAUGAAGCACCACUCAACGAGUGUUUUUUUAUGUAUUUGCUUUGUAAUACGGUGACCUGCAUGGUCAUAGUUAUUAUAUCCAUAUUUUAUGGUCUGAUAAAUUUGUUUGACGCUGUCAUUGUGUAAAUGUAAAAACUCAGGAAUAUUAUAUAACAUGCUCAUUGUUUCUGGUACCA